AUUAAAGCUAAGGGGGAUGAAGGAGGGAUAAUGUCUGGAAAAGAAAGAAAAAAAAAAAGAGAUUAAAUUGAAAGCCGUGCGUGGACUGAAUCCACCACCACCACACUCUGUUCUCUCACUCCAUUAAGCUUCAGCUGCAGCUAUCACUCAAUCACAAACCCUCAAAGCUCUCAUCUUUUUCCUCAUUUCGUAUACCCUUUUGCCUCAACAGUGCAAUGGCGUCAACCCCAACACCCCGACCCCACUUUUCCUCCGUUCCCCCAAUACCCUCCAACAACAACCAGCGCCACCACCAUAACCAAAACAGGAGCCAUCACCGCCGCAACAACAACCGGAACCGGUGGUCUUCUUCUUCCACCAGGUUCUAUUCCUCACCUGCAUCAAGUGCUGGUGCAGGUGCAGGUGUUCCCUCUGCUGCUGCCACUGCCUCUGCUGCAUUUUCAUCCUCCCUGAGUCCGUGGCUUGGCGCCCAGAAAACCCGGCUGGCGCCCGAGUUUUCCGGCCGGCGGUCCAACCGGAACCCGGGGAAGAUGAACUCCGGCGGCCCCAGGGCCGUCCCCAACAAUCAGCAGCACUCGAAGGCUGCCGAGGAGGUCCUGCAUAGCCUCACCAAUGCUGGUAAUGAUGUUUCUGCCAUAGAUAGUGUGUUGCUUCAUUAUAGGCUUUAUGUUGCUGAGGAUUAUGUUUAUUUGCUUAAGGAGUUUGCCAAUACUGGUGACCUAUUGCUAGCCACUAGGACCUAUGAUUUUGCUAUGAGUAGGGCUACUGAUAAUACUUUCAUGGGGAAGUUGACCAGCAACAUGAUUAGGACCCUUGGCAGGUUAAAGAAGAUUGAGCUUGCCUUGGAUUUGUUUGAAGAGUCUAGGACUAGAGGGUAUGGAAACACUGUCUAUUCCUUUUCUGCCAUGAUUAGUGCACUUGGCAGGAACAAUCGCUUUUCAGAGGCGGUGAGUUUGUUGAGGAGCAUGGGAAAGUUUGGCUUGGAACCCAAUUUGGUUACCUACAAUGCCAUUAUUGAUGCAGGGGCUAAAGGGGAACUUACCUUUGAAAUAGUUGUUAAGUUUUUGGAGGAGAUGAUAGCUGCUGGCUGUAUGCCGGAUCGGCUUACUUACAAUUCACUUCUCAAAACUUGUGUUGCGAAGGGUAGGUGGAAACUGUGUAGGGAUUUGUUAGCUGAAAUGGAAUGGAAAGGGAUUGGGCGUGAUGUGUAUACUUAUAAUACAUAUGUGGAUGCGCUGUGUAAAGGUGGACGGAUGGAUCUUGCCAGGCAUGCUAUUGAUGUGGAGAUGCCUGCUAAGAACAUUUGGCCCAAUGUGGUGACUUAUAGUACAUUGAUGGCUGGAUAUUCUAAGGCUGAGCGCUUUGAAGAUGCCCUAAAUAUAUAUGAUGAAAUGAAGCACCUGCUGAUUAGGUUGGACAGGGUGUCUUACAAUACACUGGUUGGACUAUAUGCAAAUCUUGGUUGGUUUGAGGAGGCAAUGGGUAAAUUCAAAGAGAUGGAGUGUUGUGGGAUAAAAAAUGACGUAGUAACUUAUAAUGCACUGAUCGAGGGAUAUGGCAGACAUAACAAGUAUGUUGAGGUCCAAAAAUUAUUUGAUGAGAUGAAAGCAAGACGCAUUUAUCCUAAUGAUCUAACUUACUCAACAUUGAUUAAAAUAUACACUAAAGGUAGAAUGUAUGCUGAGGCGAUGGAUGUUUAUAGAGAGCUAAAGCAGGAAGGCAUGAAGACAGAUGUUGUAUUUUACAGUGCUCUAAUUGAUGCUUUAUGCAAAAAUGGUUUGAUUGAAUCUUCUCUGAGGCUGCUGGAUGUGAUGACAGAGAAAGGAAGUAGGCCAAAUGUUGUGACUUACAACUCCAUUAUUGAUGCCUUCAAAAUAGGACAGCAGCUGCCAGCUCUGGAAUGUGCUGUUGAUACUCCUUUUCAAGCCAAUGAGCAUCAAAUUAAACCUUCAUCUUCUAGGCUUAUUGUAGGUAACUUUCAAGAUCAGAAGACUGACAUUGGGAACAAUGAUGAAAUCAUGAAGAUGUUGGAGCAACUUGCUGCUGAAAAAGCAGGUCUUACGAAGAAGGAUAAGAGGAGCAGACAAGACAAUUUCUUCAUAGUGCAGAUCUUUCAAAAAAUGCACGAAAUGGAAAUCAAACCAAAUGUUGUCACAUUUUCAGCCAUCUUGAAUGCUUGCAGUUGUUGUGAGACAUUUCAAGAUGCUUCAAAGUUGUUAGAUGCACUCCGAGUGUUUGAUAGUCAGGUCUAUGGCGUAGCUCAUGGGCUACUUAUGGGUCACAGGCAAGGCAUAUGGGAUCAGACUCAGACACUAUUUGAUGAACUAGAGCACUUGGAUUCUUCAACAGCAUCUGCAUUUUAUAAUGCUCUGACUGAUAUGUUGUGGCAUUUUGGUCAGAAACUAGGGGCUCAAAUGGUUGUGAUUGAAGGAAGAAACCGAAAUGUGUGGAAAGGGGGUUGGUCUACUGAAUCCUUGGAUCUACAUCUAACGUCCUGUGGAGCAGCUUGUGCAAUGGUGCAUACAUGGUUGCUUGAAUUGCGUACCACUGUUUUUGGAGGCCAGAAGCUGCCUCCAAUAUUGAGUAUAUUAACUGGAUGGGGCAAGCAUAGCAAAGUAGUCGGCAAUGGCACUUUAAGAAAGGCUGUCGAGGCACUCCUAAAUGGCAUUGGUGCACCCUUUCAGAUUUCUGAGUGUAAUUUGGGGAGGUUUAAAUCAGAAGGACCUGAAGUAGCUGCUUGGUUGAGACAACCUAGCACAUUGAAUGUGCUGCUUCUCCAUGAUUGCAUUGUUUAUUCUCAACCAGUUGAGAGAAACCAAACAUUCAAUAUACCAUCUCUUGGUGCAUUGUAGAGAAAUUGAGAUUCAAAUUAUGAAUUGGAAAGCCAAUUUUUGAAUCGUGAAUCAUAAUUUGUAUUAAAUUGUAAGGUUGAGAUAAUGAAAAAUAACUUCAAAUAUAUCAUAUAGAUGAUA
This is a messenger RNA of Glycine soja, 2972 nucleotides long. Its product is annotated as pentatricopeptide repeat-containing protein At2g31400, chloroplastic-like. Gene Ontology annotation, molecular function: protein binding. Gene Ontology annotation, cellular component: chloroplast. The transcript has 4 exons. Lineage: Eukaryota; Viridiplantae; Streptophyta; Magnoliopsida; Fabales; Fabaceae. The record is from RefSeq and is a predicted model, not a curated record. Bases 216 to 2852 code for a protein of 878 amino acids.